This is a messenger RNA of Engraulis encrasicolus (European anchovy), 3502 nucleotides long. It is a transcript of the gene unc5a, whose product is annotated as unc-5 netrin receptor A. The coding region runs from base 499 to 3300 and encodes 933 amino acids. NCBI's taxonomy places the organism in Eukaryota, Metazoa, Chordata, Actinopteri, Clupeiformes, Engraulidae. Gene Ontology annotation, molecular function: netrin receptor activity; protein binding. The record is from RefSeq and is a predicted model, not a curated record. Gene Ontology annotation, biological process: anterior/posterior axon guidance; netrin-activated signaling pathway. Gene Ontology annotation, cellular component: membrane. The transcript is spliced from 16 exons.
AUCCACUCCUGGUUUUGCGGCCCCGCUCGCAUUUUCCUCCUCAUCUCUCCUCGCGCCUGCAUUGCCAUACAAGCAGAUGUUCUUUCUCCAUCACUAGUUUACACGACUAUUUUGUCUAAGGCUGGUAUUGUUACACAGACACUUUGGAAAGCAAACAGGGACGUGCCGACCAGCAGUUUUAUGCUACACCACCACUACGCAGAGAGAGUGUGGAGUGCGACUCCCAGCCGGGAAGCGGAGGACACACAGCGCUGCAAUUCUUCCCUUAUUUACCACCACACCUGUGAUGCGUUGUUUCUGAGCAACCAAGACGCACGGCGGGGAUACUAAUGGCCAUGGUAGGGGAAGAGGAGAUUUGUUGAGGGGAGGACUUUGAUGCAGUGUCGAUCCUAACGGCGUUUUUGCAGCGCCAGAACGAACAUUUUUGGACAGACGACGCAGUUAUUAAGCCAAUUUUCUGUAGGUGUUAUUCAAACUUGAACGCAAGGAGGUAGAAAGAUGAUGCCGUUAUACCUGGCACCCUUUGUCCGCUGGAGAUUCAGAGUAAUGCUUGCGUACUGCUGGAUCCUUUCCUUCGGAUUUAUCUGCAUUGGUGCGGAGCACGGUGCCCCGGUGACUCAUGCGGUGCCGGCGGCCUUCUCGGACCUGCUGCCCCACUUCCAGGUGGAGCCGGACGACGUGUACAUCGUGAAGAACAAGCCGGUGACGCUGACCUGCCGCUCCACGCCGGCCACGCAGAUGUACUUCAAGUGCAACGGCGAGUGGGUGCACCAGGACGACCACGUCAUCGAGCACACCAUCGACCCCGCCACAGGGCUGCCCAUCAUGGAGGUGAUGAUUGACAUCACGCGGCAGCAGGUGGAGAAGGUGUUUGGAUUGGACGACUACUGGUGCCAGUGUGUAGCCUGGAGCACUACGGGCACCCAGAAGAGCCAAAAGGCAUAUGUGCGCAUUGCAUAUCUGAGGAAGAACUUUGAAGAGGAGCCACUGGGUAAGGAGGUGGCCUUGGACCAGGAGGUGCUGCUGCGCUGUCACCCGCCCGAAGGAGUGCCAGUCGCCGAGGUGGAGUGGCAGCGCAACGAUGAGAUCCUGGACCCCAAGGCGGACCCCAACUUCUUCGUCACGUCGGACCACAACCUGAUCAUCAAGCAGGCGCGGCUGGCCGACACGGGCAACUACACCUGCGUGGCCAAGAACAUUGUGGCCCGCCGCAAGAGCUCCUCGGCCACCGUCAUCGUCUACGUGAAUGGCGGCUGGUCGACGUGGUCGACGUGGUCGGCGUGCAGCGCGGUGUGCGGCCGCGGGUGGCAGAAGAGGAGCCGCAGCUGCACCAACCCCACGCCCCUCAACGGCGGCAGCUCCUGCGACGGACAGAGCGUCCAGAAGAGUGCCUGCACCGCCACCUGUCCAGUGGAUGGAGGCUGGAGUGAGUGGAGUAAGUGGUCGGUGUGCGGUGCCGACUGUGCCAUGUGGAGGAGCCGCGAGUGCACCCAGCCCACGCCUGGCACCGGGGGCAAGGACUGCCAGGGCGCCGACCUCCAGUCCCUCAACUGCACCAGCGAACAGUGCCCGCAGACAGUGACGGGCGCGGAGGACGUGGCGCUGUACGUGGGCAUGGUGGCGGUGGCGCUGUGCCUGGCGCUCCUCCUGGUGGUGGUGGUGCUGGUGUACCGGCGCCGCAAGGGGGGCCUGGACGCCGACGUGGCCGACUCCUCCAUCCUCACCACUGGCUUCCAGCCCAUGGGCGCCAAGCCCACCAAGCCAGGUGUGUGGGCACCGCACAGGCCCCCACGCAGCAAAAACUCCCACCUGCUGACCAUCCACCCAGACCUGACCACCACCACCACCAGCUACCAGGGCACGCUGCGCUCGCGCCACGACGGCGGCGGUGGCGGCGGCACCGGGACCAUGGCGGGCACCAUGGCGGGCACCAACAAGUUCUCCAUGAGCAACGGGCCCCUGCUGGAACCGCUGCCCAACGGCUCGCACACGCUGCACAACGGCAAGCUGCCCAUGCCCGCCGACCCCAACGACUUCAUGAGCCGGCUGUCCACGCAGAGCUACUUCAAGACGCUGCCCCGCGACAGCGCCAACACCUCCUACGGCACGUUUAAUUUCCUGGGAGGCAGGCUCACCCUCCCCAAUACAGGUAUAAGUCUGCUCAUCCCUCCAGAGGCCAUUCCAAGGGGGAAGAUCUAUGAGAUUUACCUGACAGUUCAGAAGAAGGAAGACUUACGGUUGCCUCUCGCUGGGGGCCAGACGCUGCUGGGCCCGGUGGUGAGCUGUGGCCCUCCGGGCGUCAUGCUGACCCGGCCCGUCAUCCUGAGCAUGGACCACUGCUCCGACGCCGUGCCAGAGAACUGGGCCGUGCGGCUCAAGAAGCAGACCUACGAGGGCGCCUGGGAGGACGUGCUGGUGAUGGGCGAGGAGCUGGUGUCGGAGCCCUUCUACUGCCAGCUGGAGGCCGAGACGUGCCGGCUGUUCACGGAGCAGCUGGGCCGCCUGGCGCUGGUCGGGGAGUCGCUGCACAUGGCCGCCGCCAAGCGUCUGAAGCUGGUGCUGUUCGCGCCCGCCUACUGCACCACACUGGAGUACAGCAUCCGCGUCUACUGCAUGGACGACACGCAGGACGUCUUCACGGAGGUGAUGCAGAUGGAGAAACAGCUGGGGGGUCGGCUGAUCGACGAGCCCCGCGUGCUGCUCUUCAAAGACAGCUACCACAACCUGCGCCUGUCCAUCCACGACAUGCCCCAGAACCAGUGGAGGAGUAAGCUGCUCGCCGGAUACCAGGAGAUCCCCUUCUACCACAUCUGGAGCGGCUCCCAGCGCAGCCUCCACUGCACCUUCACUCUGGAGCGCCUCAGCCUCAGCACCUACGAGCUGACGGGACAGCUGUGCGUCUGGCAGGUGGAGGGCGAGGGACAGAGCUUCAGCCUCGACUUCAACAUCGCCAAGGAUAACCGGCCCCUGGACUCUGAUUUCCUGAUGAUGGAUAACAGCACGCCGGCCCUGGCGGGCCCCAGCGCCUUCCAGAUCCCGUACCUCAUCCGCCAGAAGAUCUGCAGCAGCCUGGACGCGCCCUGCCCCAACGGGGCCGACUGGAGGCUACUGGCACAGAGGCUCAAGCUGGACAGGCACAUGGGCUUCUUUGCGUCCAAGCCGAGCCCCACCUCGGUGAUCCUGGACCUGUGGGAGUCACAGCACUUCCACAGCGGCAACCUCAACCAGUUGGCGGCCGUCAUGGCCGAGAUCGGCAAGCAGGAAGCCAUGAUCUUCCUGGUGUCGGACGGCGAGUGCUAACCCUACGGCGCCGCCCUACAGCGUCUUUAUGGUCACGUCCUCACAUCGGCAGCAGCGGCGGAUGGCAGCAGCAGCAGCAGCAGCAGCAGCAGAUACUACAUACAAGAUACACAGACACACACACGGGAUAUGGAUCAUGAAGACACACCUGAACACAACCACAUGCUCACAGACACACUUUCACAUGUUCUCUCACUCUCUC